AUGGAAGUCAAGCAUGCGUUUCAUGUGCCUCAAGCGACGGGCGUGGCAUUAAUGAGAAUGGAGAACAUGGAAGCAUCCUCUAACGGAGACAUCCAAACCGAUUGGGAAACAAAGGAGGAGAAGAAAAAGAUGAAGAAAGAAUCAGUUUCAUUUGUGGGUUUGUUUAGCGCAGCAGAUAAAGUUGAUUACUUUCUCAUGUUCCUAGGCGGUUUAGGCACGUGUAUUCAUGGCGGUACGCUUCCGCUCUUCUUCGUGUUCUUUGGAGAAAUGCUAGAUUCUCUUGGCAGUCUUUCUACAGAUCCUAAAGCCAUGUCUUCCCGCGUUUCACAGAAUGCUCUGUACUUGGUCUACUUAGGUUUGGUCAAUUUGGUAUCAGCAUGGAUGGGAGUUGCUUGUUGGAUGCAAACAGGGGAAAGACAAACAGCUCGAUUGCGUAUAAAUUAUCUUAAAUCAAUCUUGGCCAAAGACAUUACUUUCUUCGACACAGAAGCUAGAGAUUCAAAUUUCAUUUUUCACAUCUCAAGCGACGCCAUCUUGGUUCAAGAUGCAAUUGGUGAUAAGACAGGCCAUGUUUUGAGGUAUCUAUGUCAGUUCAUCGCCGGAUUUGUCAUCCGCUUUUUAUCGGUAUGGCAACUUACGCUGCUUACGUUAGCAGUAGUUCCAUUGAUAGCAAUUGUAGGAGGAGUGUAUGCUAUUGUCAUGUCUACCAUCUCAGAGAAGAGUGAAGCUGCUUAUGAUGAUGCAGGAAAAAUCGCAGAAGAGGUUAUGUCACAGGUGAAAACGGUGUAUGCAUUUGUAGGAGAAGAGAAAGCCGUGAACUCAUACUCAAAUUCUCUCAAGAAAGCUCUGAAACUAGGUAAAAGGGGAGGUCUUGCUAAAGGUUUAGGAGUUGGAUUAACAUAUGGCCUCUUGUUUUGUGCUUGGGCUUUCCUCUUUUGGUAUGCAAGUCUUCUUGUACGCCACGGCAAAACAAACGGAGCAAAAGCCUUCACAACGAUCAUCAAUGUCAUUUACAGCGGCUUCUCCUUAGGUCAAGCAGCACCUAGCUUAUCCGCAAUUUCCAAAGGAAGAGUUGCUGCUGAAAAUAUAUUCAGAAUGAUAGGGAACAACAAUAUUGAAGGUUCCGAUAGAUUAGACGACAGUACAAUUUUGCAAAAUGUAGCUGGAAAGAUUGAGUUUCAUCAAGUGUCUUUUGCUUAUCCUUCGAGACCAAACAUGGUUUUUGAGAAUCUUAGUUUCACAGUACGGUCAGGCAACACUUUUGCAUUUGUCGGUCCAAGCGGUCCAGGGAAAAGCACAAUCAUAUCAAUGGUUCAACGAUUCUAUGAACCGAAAUCAGGGGAUAUUCUUUUGGAUGGGAAGGACAUCAAGAGCCUGAAGCUGAAAUGGUUGAGGGAACAGAUGGGUUUAGUGAGUCAAGAACCGGCAUUAUUCGCCACGACCAUAGCUUCCAAUAUUCUUGUCGGUAAAGAGAAUGCAAAUAUGGAUCAGAUCAUAGAAGCUGCUAAAGCAGCCAACGUAGAUACUUUCAUCAAAUCACUACCUGAUGGUUAUAAUACUCAGGUUGGAGAAGGAGGAACGCAGCUCUCGGGAGGACAGAAACAGAGGAUUGCGAUUGCUCGAGCGGUUCUAAGAAAUCCAAAGAUAUUACUCUUAGAUGAAGCAACAAGCGCCCUUGAUGCCGAAUCAGAGAAGAUUGUGCAGCAAGCACUUGACAAUGUCAUGGAAAAAAGAACAACGAUCGUUGUUGCACACAGAUUAUCCACCAUCAGAAAUGCUGACAAGAUUGUUGUAUUGAGAAAUGGUCAGGUUAUGGAAACCGGUAGCCAUGCAGAACUGAUAUCAAGAGGAGGAGAUUAUGCGACUCUUGUGAAUUGCCAAGAAACAGAACCUCGAUCAAUUAUGUCGGAAUCUUGUAAUUCUCAAGCUGGAUCUUUAAGUUCAAGAAGGGUUUCUAGUUCAAGGAGAGUAUCUAGCUCAAGGAGGACUUCAAGCUUCAGGGAGGACAAGAGAAGACUGAAAAAGAUUCAAAUGGCGAAGAUUUAAGCUCAUCUUCAAUGAUAUGGGAACUUAUAAAGAUGAAUGCUCCAGAGUGGCCUUACGCAUUACUUGGCUCAAUUGGUGCAGUUCUUGCAGGAGCACAACCUGCACUGUUCUCCAUGGGAAUUGCUUAUGUCUUAAACGCGUUUUAUUCGUCUUAAACAACGGAAAUAUCUUCAUCGAUGGACAAUUCAUAAAAACCCUAAACCUACGUAGCUUGCGCAAGAAGCUAGCAUUAGUCCAACAAGAACCAGCUCUGUUUUCAACAACCAUACACGAGAACAUCAAAUACGGUAAUGAGAACGCAACGGAGGCAGAGAUCAUCGAGGCCGCGAAAGCUGCGAACGCACACGAGUUCAUAAGCAGGAUGGAAGAAGGGUACAAGACGCACGUGGGUGAAAAGGGAGUGCAGUUAUCAGGUGGUCAGAAACAGAGAGUGGCUAUCGCGAGGGCGGUUCUGAAGGAUCCUUCAGUGCUUCUCCUAGAUGAGGCAACGAGUGCUUUGGACACAAGCUCCGAGAAACUGGUCCAAGAGGCGCUCGACAAGCUGAUGAAGGGUAGAACCACGGUGUUGGUGGCUCAUAGGCUCUCGACCAUAAGAAAAGCAGACACCAUUGCUGUAUUGCAUAAGGGAAGAGUUGUGGAAAAAGGAUGUCAUAAAGCGCUUGUUUCUAAAUCUGAUGGAUUUUAUAAGCAAUUGACGAGUCUUCAAUGUGACUUAUGAUCGUCGAAAUUUAUUUUGCAAAUUUUGUUUUUUGGAUUUCCAUAGGAAUCACUAACACAAAUAAAACAUGUGUGUUUCAAGCUCACGGAAAAACAAAUUUUCCUUCCCGGUAACAAUAAACUG
Molecule: messenger RNA, 2887 nt
Organism: Thlaspi arvense
Lineage: Eukaryota; Viridiplantae; Streptophyta; Magnoliopsida; Brassicales; Brassicaceae
Source: the annotation of a GenBank genome assembly